Cucumis sativus (cucumber) is the source of this 835-nucleotide messenger RNA. Its product is annotated as organelle RRM domain-containing protein 2, mitochondrial. Bases 129 to 569 code for a protein of 146 amino acids. The record is from RefSeq and is a predicted model, not a curated record. The transcript is spliced from 3 exons. Lineage: Eukaryota; Viridiplantae; Streptophyta; Magnoliopsida; Cucurbitales; Cucurbitaceae. Gene Ontology annotation, molecular function: RNA binding.
UCACAAUACAAACGUUUUGAAGAAGAAGUAAAGGCCAACAGUUGUGUAGCCCAGAACUCAAACCCUAAACCCUACAUAUCUCUCCGUCGCACCGCUCUUCUCUUUUUCAUCGGCCCAUCGGGAAUCAUAUGGCUUUCUUCUCCACCGUAAGGCGCGUUCUUAAUGGAUCUUCUUCUUCUUCUUCUUCCUCUUCCAUUCUCCGAUCCCAAUGGAAUGCCGUUCGUCUCAGCUCAACUCUCACAUCACCCAAACUCUUCAUCAGUGGUCUUUCGAGAUUAACAACAGAUGAGAAGCUCCGAGAAGCCUUUUCUUCCUUUGGUCAGCUUGUAGAUGCAAAGGUUGUAACCGAUAGGGCGACGGGAAGAUCAAAGGGAUUUGCAUUUGUGACCUACAGUACAAUAGACGAGGCUGAGAAAGCUAGAGAAGAAAUGAAUGCAAAGUUUCUUGAUGGAUGGGUUAUUUUUGUUGAUCCUGCCAAACCCAGGGAGCCUAGGCCUCCUCCACAGCCUCAAUCUGAGACCUCUGAAUUUGGUAUCAGAACAAACAAGACAAUUGGUUGGUGUGGAUAAUUGCUUGCAGAAUUUUUGAAAUCUCAUAGCAUUUGGUCAUUUUUUCCAAUUGCAUAUGGUUGAGUCGGAUGUAUGUUCUUCAUCCAUGGGUACUAUAGAUAAAAUUCAUGAACACCACUCUCAAGGUGGCCUCAAAACUGCGAGAAAUUGCGCAUUAUUUUGUUAUAGAUAUGGAUUUGGAUUCAGAAAAGUAUUUACUGACCUUAGGUUUAUUACCCAUAUUUAAAUUCUUAACUUCUUAUAUGUAUUUUGUUUUAGUUCCUAUA